This is a messenger RNA of Leptinotarsa decemlineata (Colorado potato beetle), 1040 nucleotides long. RefSeq names its product 5'-AMP-activated protein kinase subunit beta-1 (gene alc). Gene Ontology annotation, biological process: signal transduction. Lineage: Eukaryota; Metazoa; Arthropoda; Insecta; Coleoptera; Chrysomelidae. Gene Ontology annotation, molecular function: protein kinase binding. The record is from RefSeq and is a predicted model, not a curated record. Gene Ontology annotation, cellular component: cytoplasm; nucleotide-activated protein kinase complex; nucleus.
UAAAUAUCAACAUUGAUUUGCAAUUGAAGACCAUCAUGGACUUAUCACUUUGAUUCAGACAAACUUUUUUACGAAAUGGGUAACGCUGGAAGCACAGGCGCCCCGCGAGAGAGGCAACAUAAGCUCAGCGAGGUUAUACCGUGUUCCCCCAUAAAGGAAGGACAAGCUUUUGUGUUCGACAAGAAACCGGAAGGUAAAGUGCAGUUCCAAAGUCUGCAAGAAGAGGAAGUGCCCUAUUUCACCAAACCCAUAACUGCACGUGAACAACCUAGGCCCAGAUCUAACACAGUUUCAGAAGGUACCCAACCCUCCACGUCCAGGGCCACGCACACCCCCACUGUGUUCCGAUGGGAAGGCGGCGGGAAGAACGUCUACAUCAGCGGCUCCUUCUCCAACUGGCAGACCAUCCCUAUGGUGAAGAGUUAUGGGGAUUUCGUGGCCAUCGUGGAUCUUCCGGAAGUACUGAAAUGGGAGAAUAUCAAAAUUAAGAUUGAACAUGUAUUCCAAGCAUUAGCCAAAGACAGCGAGAAUAUCAAAGACGACUCCCAGAAAGAAUUCGGUCAAGAAAUACCAGCAAAUAAGCCCUGGGAGAAAACCAGCGGACCGCCUAUUCUACCUCCACACCUUCUACAAGUUAUUCUCAAUAAAGAUACGCCCUUAUCGUGUGAGCCUACUCUUCUUCCAGAACCAAUCCAUGUAAUGCUCAAUCACCUCUAUGCUCUUUCUAUCAAAGAUGGGGUAAUGGUGUUGAGCGCAACCCACAGGUAUCGCAAGAAAUAUGUAACUACGUUGCUUUAUAAACCAAUUUAACGCUAUCAUCAUAUUUUUAUGUAGUAUUAUUUCUGUAGAUAGGUUUGUUUUUGUGAGCUGUGUAUAUAUAGAUAAAGCUAAUUAACUGUAGUAUUAAUUUUAUUAUUAGUAUUUGGGAGAACGAGGUGACGCGAAAUCUAUACGAUAAACAAACCCUAUUUGUGAAGCUAACUUAUGAAUGAAUCUGGUAUAAACAUAAUUGAGUAUUAAAAGUUUUCACAUAUAAAUAA